Messenger RNA from Dendroctonus ponderosae (mountain pine beetle), 2167 nucleotides. Its product is annotated as glucose dehydrogenase [FAD, quinone]. The record is from RefSeq and is a predicted model, not a curated record. Gene Ontology annotation, molecular function: flavin adenine dinucleotide binding; oxidoreductase activity, acting on CH-OH group of donors. NCBI's taxonomy places the organism in Eukaryota, Metazoa, Arthropoda, Insecta, Coleoptera, Curculionidae. The transcript has 11 exons. Bases 97 to 1986 code for a protein of 629 amino acids.
GUUUUGCGCGUCUUGCCCGGUCGCAUUGCGGUUUUGCGCGCGAUUUUUGUUUAUCAUUUUUUGCUGGAUACGCCCGUUGUUUGGAAAAACUAAAAAAUGGCCAACUGUAACUGCCCGGUGACCCAGCCAGGGCCCACUUUGGCCUCCACAUGUGGCGGCGUCCCGUUCAUGCUGUUCAUGGGACUCCUGGAGGUGUUUUUGAGGUCCCAAUGUGACUUGGAGGACCCGUGCGGCCGCCCCCACUCCACAGAAACCCUGUCGGAGUACGACUUUAUUGUGGUGGGGGCUGGAAGUGCUGGAUCGGUUGUCGCCAGUCGCCUCUCGGAAAUACCCGAAUGGAACGUCCUGCUCAUAGAAGCGGGCAACGACGAACCGACGGGCACCCAGGUACCUUCAAUGUUCCUGAACUUUCUGGGCUCCGACAUCGACUGGGGGUACCAAACCGAGCCGGAAAAACAGGCCUGCUUAGCAGAGACCGGCCAGCGGUGCUACUGGCCACGAGGAAAAGUGAUGGGCGGUACCUCAACAAUGAACGGAAUGAUGUAUAUGCGCGGUUCCCGAAAGGACUACGAUGACUGGGCGGCAAUGGGAAACGAAGGNUGGAGCUACAACGACGUCCUGCCCUAUUUCCUGAAAAGCGAGGACAACAAGCAAGUGGACAAAAUGGACAGGGGGUACCACUCCGAAGGGGGCCUCCUCCAAGUGUCCCAAUUCCCCUAUCACCCGCCCCUAUCCAGAGCGAUCAUCAAGGCGGCCGAGGAGUUGGGCCAUCCAAUCAGAGACGUGAACGGCAUCUACCACACGGGCUUCCAAAUCGCCCAAACCACCAAUAGGAACGGGUCCAGGCUGAGCGCGUCCAGGGCCUUUGUGCGCCCCUUUAAGAACAGGAAGAACCUGGACAUCGUGAUGAACGCCACUGUGACCAAAGUGCUGGUGUCGCCCCAGACCAAGCAAGCCUAUGGGGUGGAGCUGCUCAGAGACGGCAACCUGGUGAACAUCUACUCGACCAAGGAGGUGAUCGUCUCUGGAGGCGCCGUGAACUCUCCCCAGAUCCUGCUGCUCUCCGGGAUCGGGCCCAGGAAGGAGCUGGAUCAGGUGAAGGUGCCUCUGGUGCACGAUUUGCCCGGCGUGGGCAAAAACCUGCAGAACCACGUGGCCUACUUUGUGAACUUCCACAUCAACGACACCAACACCGCCCCCUUGAACUGGGCAACCGCCAUGGAGUACCUGCUGUUCAGGGACGGCCUGAUGAGCGGCACCGGAAUUUCCGAAGUGACCGGCUUCAUCAACAGCAAGUACAACGACCCGAACUUGGACCAUCCGGAUCUGCAGUUUUUCUUCGGCGGUUUUCUGGCAAACUGCGCCCGGACUGGAAUGGUGGGAGAACGAGUCGAUAACGGAUCCAGGCAAAUCAACAUCAUCCCCACCGUGUUGCAUCCCAAGUCCAGGGGCGAACUCAGGCUGAAGGACCGGAACCCUCGCAGCCACCCGCUCAUUUUCGCCAAUUACUUCACGCAUCCCGAUGACGUCAAGGUGUUAGUGGAGGGGAUUCGAUUUGCGCUGCGAUUGGCCGAAACCAAAGCGCUAAGAAGGUACGGAUUCCAGCUGGAUAAAACGCCAGUGGCGGGCUGCGAAGGGCUCACUUUCGGGUCGGACAACUACUGGGAAUGUGCGGUUAAGAGGCAAACGGGACCGGAGAACCAUCAGGCCGGCAGUUGCAAAAUGGGGCCCAAAGAUGACCCCAUGGCUGUUGUGGAUGCCCAACUAAGGAUCCAUGGGGUGGACAGAUUGAGGGUGAUCGAUACGAGCAUCAUGCCCAAGGUGACCACUGGCAACACGAACGCACCAGCGAUCAUGAUCGGGGAAAAAGGGGCCGAUAUGAUCAAGGCCAGAUGGUUGACGUCGCCCACGUACUUUUUCAGCAACCCCCAGAACAACCAGAGAGUGAGUCGGCAGUGGGACGGGCUUGGGGUGUGGAGGCGGUAAAAAAUCAAUCGCAAAACGCAACAUGUUUUACAGACAUUAAAGGGAGGAAGGGGAUUAGAUAAGCAUGACUUGUGCGUCACUGACUUGUGACCUACUAGGAGUAAUUUUGACCAGUUAGAAGGGUUGCGCAAGUCAUCCUGAGCGAAACUGUCGCAACACUUAACCUUAUUUUGAUUUAUUU